Leptosia nina is the source of this 420-nucleotide messenger RNA. The record is from the annotation of a GenBank genome assembly. NCBI's taxonomy places the organism in Eukaryota, Metazoa, Arthropoda, Insecta, Lepidoptera, Pieridae.
AUGUUGUCAAACAGUGCUCAUAUACUAAUACUGGCUGGAAAUCAGAAUCGAAACAAAUCAGUUUCUAUGCAUGGCUCACAUAUUGAAUUAGACGUUCUAUGUUGGAAAACUAGUUUUGGUGUCUACGGACUUAAGUCUAGACUCUAUGGUAUACCAUUCGUUUUGAGUCUGUGGUGUGUUGUGUUCAGCGUUCAGGAUCUACGGAGCGCAGAAAUUAGGUUUAUAUUGCCGCCUAAUUGUCAGCAUCGGAACAUAUUCGCGAGACGCCAAUAUUCAGAGGCGAACGUGUGUCCGCCCCACCACAGAAUGACAGUGACCCAAAUGGUGCGCCGGCGCACUCAGUUCCGUGAGCAGCGAGCGUGCGGCAGCCUGCCCGACGCUCGUCUAACCCGCGCCGCUGUGGAGGCCCAAACGCCGUAG